Molecule: messenger RNA, 123 nt
Organism: Funneliformis mosseae
Lineage: Eukaryota; Fungi; Glomeromycota; Glomeromycetes; Glomerales; Glomeraceae
Source: the annotation of a GenBank genome assembly
CAGAGCAACCAGCUCCAAGUUCAGUAGCUGAACAAUCAGCUUCAAAUGCAGCAGUAGUCAAGCCAUUGGCUCUAAGUGUGAUAGUAGUUGAGCCAUCGGCUUCAAGUGCAGAAGUGGAACAUU